UAAAAACAUUUUAUUAUCUUUUUAAAUUUCUACCUACUUGCGGUUAUUUGACUAGAAUUUGGACGGGGCUUUCUUUUUUAAUUUAGGUCUUCUCAAUCGAUGUAGUUAAAGUUAAUAACCAAGACUGUGCCCUAUGUUAGAUUUAAUUAAGGAAUUAAACAAGUAUAAGUACUACUUGUAAAAUAGAUUUUGUUAUACUUGAUCAAUAGUCAAUAGAAUGUUCUAAGAAUGCCCAGAGGUGUUUUAAGAGAAUUACAAUGUCCUGAGAAACCUAAUACCCGUCGUUCUUUGUCUUUGAAGAGAACACCAUUAACUACAAGAAAAAAAUUAAAUGAGAUUAACACAAAGAAAGAAAAAGAAAAAGAAAAAAUAAUACAACCAAAAGAUAUAGAUAUAUUAGGACAUUCCGCAAUUGAAGAUCCAUUCCAUUCCAAAGAAAAUAAUAUUGGUUUAUCUGAAGAAUUUAACAGUUUUCGUUCUUAUGUCUCUUCAAAAAAUGAUUUUUGUGCAAAAAGUGAUGAUACAAUAAUUUAUGAUUACAAUAUUGAAAAUCCUGUCAUUUCAUUAGCUUUCAAAUUUGACAAUACUAAAAAUGUUAAAGUUGGCACAGUAAAGACUAUCAUUAAGAAAUUCUCCGUGUCUCAUGAGAAUGAUGAUACGAACAUUACGUGCAAUCUCAUCGAGGAUUCAAGUGAAGAUAUACAAAGCGAAGGUACAAAUAUGUCGGGAAACGCAAAUGUACUUAGUCCAGAUAAGCAAACUGUUGCUGUCAAUUUAGAAAUUAAAAGAGAAAGGGCAACGACAAAUGAUAACAUCACAGAAGAAGAAAAAAUUCUAAUUUUGAACACUAAUGCCAUUGACAAACUUUCCCAUGUCAUUGUUCAACCACCAAAUUAUAAAUUUGUUAAAAGGGACGUUUCGUUUUGUGAUAAAUCUAAAACUGGUGCAAAAGCUAUAUCAAAUUUAGGACGUAAGAAUGGUAAAAUAUCAGUAAGAGGUGACGGUUGGAAACAAACAACUAUUAAUGAUUAUUUUGGUGGAAAACUUCUCGUGCAUACAAAGGAGUCUGGAAAAAAAUUCAUUCAAACACCAUUAAUUAAUUCAAUAUAUGCUAAGGAUUUAGUGUUCGAUGAUGUCGAGGAUAUGAGUAAAAAUUCAGGUGUCAAUGACACUUUAUUGAAAUACGAUAAAAUUAGACCGACGGUCAAAGUUUCGAGAGAAAAUGACAUGCAAUCGAAGGCAAGGUUAUGUUCACCGAAAAGGGACAGCGCAUCGCUCAGGCAACAGGAUCUUAAGGCGUCUAGUUCUGAGGUACCGCGAAGUAUUUCACCGAAGCUAAGGAACGGCAGCAUCAGUUCAUUCUCCCCGAGAAAGAAUUUGGAUUCGAUACAUUUCAGUCUACCGUCAAAAACAAGAAGCAAUAAAACUAAUGCGAAUCCUCGGAAUAUACCAUUUUACAAAAUUGUUGCAGGUACACAUUUUGCCGUAGACGCCUUUUCAUACGGUGACAUACCAAAUGUUAAUAUUUACUUUCUAACUCAUUUUCAUUCGGACCAUUAUACAGGACUCAAAAGAACGUUUAACAAAACUUUAUAUUGCUCAAAAAUUACAGCGGAUCUUUGUGUUGCCCGAUUAGGAGUGAAUCCAAAACAUUUACAAAUACUAAAUAUUGAUGAUACGAUCAAAAUUGAAGGUAUUGAUGUGACUGCAGUUGACGCUAACCAUUGCCCCGGCGCUAUAAUGCUCGUUUUUACGUUACCGAACGGAAAGAAUUUACUACACACGGGCGAUUUCCGAGCAUCGCCGUUUAUGGAAUCUUAUCCUGUUUUUUGGAAUAAAGAUAUGCACACUAUAUAUUUGGACACCACGUACUGCAAUCCCCGUUAUGAUUUCCCAACGCAAGACCAAAGUUUAGAAAUGGCGCUAAAUUUACUAAGAGACAAGAAAACAAAAUUGGAAGAAGCCGGAAAGAAAUUCUCGUCAGUGUUGAUAGUCUGUGGGGCAUAUACUAUAGGCAAGGAGAAGUUCUUCCUGGGUAUAGCGCGGCGCGUGGGCUGUUUGGUGUGGGCGUGCCCUGAGAAGGAUCGUGUACUGCAAGUGGUUGAAGGCCAGAGCUUCGGCCGCAGCGCUCCGCACACCUGCCAGCUUCACGUCGUGCCUAUGCGGGAGCUCACGCAUGAGAAGCUGCGAGCGCACCUUGACAGCUUGCAGGGCGCGUUUAGUGAGGUGGUGGCGUUCAAACCAAGCGGCUGGGAGAACGAUAAGGCCACUGCCGUUACUAGGGACGCGGUAACCAUACAUGGCAUCCCUUACAGCGAGCACUCCAGUUUCUCUGAGCUGAUUCGUUUCGUCAAGUUCCUGAAGCCGAAGCAAGUUGUACCCACGGUCGAUAUUUCGGGAGGUGUUAAAACUGUACAGCAAUUCUUCCCUUGCCCGCUGGUGUACAAGGAGGACCUGAAGUGCCAGAGUCGGCUGACGGAUUACUUCGGCGUGCAGUCCCGCCAGCGCGUGCAGCCCGUCUAGAUACCAAGUUCAUAUAGAUUUGGAGGACAGAUACAAAAGUAUUUCGGACAAAAGGUACCCCGGCGGCGG
Molecule: messenger RNA, 2592 nt
Organism: Papilio polytes (common Mormon)
Lineage: Eukaryota; Metazoa; Arthropoda; Insecta; Lepidoptera; Papilionidae
Gene: Snm1
Product: DNA cross-link repair 1A protein
Exons: 13
Coding region: 229-2523 (764 amino acids)
Biological process (GO): interstrand cross-link repair; double-strand break repair via nonhomologous end joining; protection from non-homologous end joining at telomere
Molecular function (GO): damaged DNA binding; 5'-3' DNA exonuclease activity
Source: RefSeq, a predicted model, not a curated record